CUCCUGUCCCUUCCUCGACAAGUCACCAGUCACUGCCACCCACCUUAUCCUCUCUCUCUCUCACUCCCUAUGCUUGUGGGCUCCUUAUCUCCUUGGCAUUUAAUAAUGUUGUUGUCACAAAUCUAAUACACGAAUCUCAUAUAUACAUGCGUAUACAAUGAAUGAAAUUAAAGCUAACGGUAAAGGUAAAGGUAAAGGUGAUGCCUUUGAAUUAAUAAAUCGGGAAUCUCUCUAGUGCAUCCUCGGCUGGCCUUUCAUUUCUCUGUAAUAUCUAUUUUCCCGAGAGUCAUGGAAGGCCCUGCCAAUGAACGCCUUGCUUUUGGGAAGAUGGGUUACGGGUGCGACCAUUACCGGAGAAGAUGCAGGAUUCGAGCUCCUUGCUGCAACGAGGUCUUUCCUUGCCGCCAUUGUCACAACGAGGCUGCGGGCAUGCUGAAAAACAUAUAUGAUCGGCACGAGAUAGAUCGAUAUGAUGUUAAACAAGUCAUAUGUUCAGUUUGUGACACGGAACAGCUGAUAGGUCAAGUUUGCACCAACUGUGGCGUCAAUAUGGGUGAAUACUUCUGUGAGAUCUGCAAAUUCUACGACGAUGAUACUGAGAAAGGGCAGUUUCAUUGUGAUGACUGUGGGAUCUGCAGAGUCGGUGGUCGUGAGAACUAUUUUCACUGCAAGAAGUGUGGGUCUUGCUAUUCGAUCAGCCUUUGGGAUAAUCAUCGGUGUGUUGAGAACUCCAUGCGGCAUCACUGCCCUAUAUGUUACGAGUAUCUGUUUGACUCUCUGAAAGCUACGACAGUAUUGAAAUGUGGGCACACAAUGCAUUCUGAAUGUUGCCAUGAAAUGAUGAAGCGUGAUAAAUUCUGUUGUCCGAUCUGCUCCAGGUCAGUGAUUGAUAUGUCUAAAACCUGGAAGAGAAUAGAUGAGGAGACUGAAGAAACUGUCAUGCCCGAGGAUUAUCGCCACAGAAAGGUUUGGAUCCUGUGUAAUGACUGCAGCGACACGACUGAAGUUUACUUCCACAUAAUCGGGCAGAAGUGCAGCCACUGCAAAUCAUACAAUACCCGCUCAAUUGCUCCGCCAGUUCUCCCUCAAUGACAAGGGGCAAUGUCUGGCCAUGUAGCGCACGCAUUGCUGCGUCUCACCCACAGUAUAUAAUACAUUGCUGGAUUCAAUCAUCUUGAGUUACAUUUAAUUGAGUUUAUACUCUAUCAUUGCAUUGUCAUUCUGAUGACAGUACCCCCUAAACCUUUUCUCAAUUGUAUUCUUGCUCUAAUUAAUGGAUGGAUUUGGAGCCACUUUGACUACUCUGGGUCUGAUGUUUCAUGUAACAUUAUUGUGUGUACAUAAAUUAUGGCAACAGUGUUUCCCUUGAAGAUGUUAUGUUGUAUUUGGGGUCUGCUUUUAUUAUA
Messenger RNA from Tripterygium wilfordii, 1406 nucleotides. Its product is annotated as E3 ubiquitin-protein ligase MIEL1-like. Gene Ontology annotation, molecular function: zinc ion binding; ubiquitin protein ligase activity. Gene Ontology annotation, biological process: ubiquitin-dependent protein catabolic process; protein ubiquitination. Bases 289 to 1092 code for a protein of 267 amino acids. The record is from RefSeq and is a predicted model, not a curated record. Lineage: Eukaryota; Viridiplantae; Streptophyta; Magnoliopsida; Celastrales; Celastraceae. The transcript is spliced from 12 exons. Gene Ontology annotation, cellular component: nucleus.